This is a messenger RNA of Schizosaccharomyces japonicus yFS275, 919 nucleotides long. RefSeq names its product cytochrome b5 reductase. The coding region runs from base 329 to 703 and encodes 124 amino acids. Lineage: Eukaryota; Fungi; Ascomycota; Schizosaccharomycetes; Schizosaccharomycetales; Schizosaccharomycetaceae. Gene Ontology annotation, molecular function: heme binding. The record is from RefSeq and is a predicted model, not a curated record. The transcript is spliced from 3 exons.
UGUUUGGUGGAUUUAUGGUAUAAGGGUUCACAUUGAGUGGACGAGGCUUUCAAGGUCGGCUGUGGGCGGCACGUAGUGUAGGCUAGUUCAUUGACAAACGCAGACGAAUCGAACGUCUAUAUAAUAUCAGACCGCCACACGAGUGGACAAUUUGUGCUUAAAUUCUCUUCAUUACUAGAACCAAUUCCAGACUAACUUAUAUCCAAUUAUUAUUAUUCUUUUUUUCUGGGUUUUUUCUCUAUUUUUUAUUAUUUAAAUUCCGUUUUCGAAAUAUCCAUCCGUUCAAAAACAAAACCAAAAAAAUCUUAUUUUUACUACACUUCUAACCAUGGGUUAUUUGGGACGUAAACUGGCAGUUUCAAACCGACUCCGUUCGCAAAGAGAGCCAGUGGCUCUUGCUGCAGGCCAUUCUCCAUUGGACUGGGCUCGUUUGGUUGCGAGUAAGCAGAAUUUGUCGGGCGUUCCGACGAUUAUUAAAGUUUCGAAAGAAGAGCUUGCAAAACACAACAAGCCAGAUGAUUGUUGGAUGUGCAUUAAAGGCAAAGUAUACAACAUCACACCGUACCUGCAAUUCCAUCCCGGAGGCGUGGGCGACCUGAUUGACUAUGCGGGUCAGGAUGCCACAAACAAAUUCAUGGAAACGCACGCUUGGGUGAAUGAAGAAGCCUUGUUACGAAACUGUUUGGUCGGCUUUCUUGUUUAAUUACCAUUGCAUGACAAACGAAUCCAUAGGUUUUCUCCGACAUACGGCUGUUGAAAUGGCAAAAAAUAGUCAACAGCAAUUAAACCAAUUCCUUUUUCAGCGAUCAUAUGCUUAAUUUCCUUUUUUCUUUGGCCAUCCUUUUAUUAAUAACAACCUGGAUUUUAUACAAAGUGCUUGCAUGUUCCUUUGUAUCUUUAGAAAACGUUUAAUGAUAAU